AAAAACAUCUUUUUGUCAGGCCCUCCCUGCCAAAUGACUAUAUUUCAAAUUCAUGACCUGUUUUCAAGUAAAUGAAUCAUGAUCUGUAAAAUCAGUGGAAUGCCCCUUUAAAAGAGGAGCCAUAACAAUUACCUGGUAUAAUCUAUGUGGACCACAUAAAGACGACAUCAGAGAGGUUCUUGCUCACAGACGAUGAAGCAGCGAAAAAGAGUCUGAAGACAUGAAACUGAAGGCUGACUGAAAUCCUCCUCAUGUUCCCAGACCCAGUGAAACAGCAGUAAGAUGAGCUGUUCAGGACUAUUGAUGAGCUUAAAGACAAGAUUAUUGGCCACACAAUAUCUUGCCACAUAAAGGCAGAAAAAGAAAGAAGUUAGUUUGGCUUUUACAGCAGUUAUAACUACUGUAGUAAUGUUCAAUGACAUCCUGAGGUGUAAAGAUAAUCCUCAGAGGUCAAGUCAUGGAGCACAAACAUAGAGGAGCUCAGGGAUGCCUACACUCAGUUGAUAUCUGUCCACGUAUGUCAACGAUUUGAUUCAGUCCCCCUUAUUUAAGUCAUUCAAACGACAGUUAUUAGUUUUAGUGUGUGAAGUGUUAAAUGAAUGUGUAACAGUUGAUGAAUGGGUGAAACUCAGAGAGAGAGAGAGAUCUACAGGCUGCAUAUCUGUGUGUCUACACAUACCACAGUCAUGAUUUAAAGCCUUCCACUGACCUUAUCUCCUCUACUACUUUCCUAAGUACUCCAGAAGCAACUCUCUAACGUCUCUAUAUGACUAUCCUCACCAACCACGACAAAAACGAAAAUGAGGGUUUCCUUUUCGAACACAUUCCACAAAGAAAAGGCCACAAAACGCGCGCCUGUUCGGCCCGUCCGACCGCGAUUCUCCCUCACGCACCAUAUUCAACCAAAGACACUUCAAAGGCAGCGUGGUCAUAUGAUGACGCGAGAUCAAAGGGACCGACAGUAUGGGUGAACCGACUGAAGGGGCGUGCCAGGCAUACGCGCGCUCUUGGUGUGAGACCGACGCCCCAUGAGUAGCAUCAGCCAACGAUAAUAAUGAUUGGGAGUGAGAGGCACGGGGGCAGGGUGGGGGAGGGACGCAGGGGGACUUCAAAUAAAAUCCCCCCUUCGUCCGCAGCUUAGGAGGACCUUGGACCCGGACCCAGCAGGUCGAGUGCUACACCGAUGAAACUGGGCUAAAACGACGGAUUUCUACGUGACUUUACUGAAUGAACUGCAGACAGUUUAAGGACUGAAAUGAUGAAGGGACCGCACGUGCGUUUGGGUUGAAUUUUAAACCGGCUGUUCAUCUCUCGAGGCGCCAUGGAGAACUUUAAACUGCCUUCAUUCGGCACACCUUGCAUGAGCGACCGUUUCCAAGAGGUGCCCGUGCGUUUUCAAAGAACUUCCCACUUCACUGUCGACUCUUAGGACAUGCUGUGUUUUAUUCAGACCCCUCGCACACACUUGAGAGACGUUUUCUUGUAACAAGUAGAAAUGCAGAGCCGUUGUGUCGUGAGAAGCGCGGCCGGUCUGUCCGCGGUGCGCUCCUGCCUGUUGCUGCUCGUCAUCCACAUGAGCGCACCGGUGGAGGCGAGGAGAGUGCGCGGCGGUCGGGCGCACACUCGGCGGGUGGUGCAGCAGCAUCAGCAGCCGCAGCAGACUCCAGCGUACAGGGAGCGGGUGGAAGGACCAGAGAGCUUCCCUUUAGACUUCACAGCCGUGGAGAGCAACAUGGACAAUUUCAUGGUGCAGAUAAAGAAUUUGGCGCAGUCGCUGUACCCGUGCUCUGCGCAGAAACUGGACCAAGACAUGAAGCUGCACUUUUUGAAGAACGAGUCUGUGACUUGCAAUGACGGGUCACCUGCAGGGUACUACAUCAAGGAGUCAAAAGGCAGCAAGAGGUGGCUGCUGUUCUUGGAAGGUGGAUGGUACUGUUUCAACAGGCAGACCUGUGACAGCAGGUACGAGACAAUGAGGAGACUGAUGAGCUCCACCAUGUGGCCACAAACCAGAACAGGAACAGGAAUUCUGUCUCCUCAGCCAGAGGAAAACCCACACUGGUGGAACGCUAACAUGGUGUUCAUCCCGUACUGCUCCAGUGACGUGUGGAGCGGAGUCACCCCGAAGACAGAUCACAGUGACUAUGCGUUCAUGGGAUCUCUGAUCAUUAAGGAGGUGGUGAACGAGCUGCUGACAAAAGGUCUGGACAACGCCAAGGUUCUUCUUCUUGCAGGAAGCAGUGCGGGCGGUACAGGUGUCCUGCUGAACGUGGACCACGUCGCUGAGCAGCUGGAGUCACAGGGCUACACAGGGGUGCAGGUCAGAGGCCUGGCUGAUUCCGGAUGGUUCCUGGACAACAAACAGUACAAAUUCACAGACUGCCUGGACACCAUCAGCUGUGCCCCCACUGAGGCCAUAAAGAGAGGCAUCAGGUACUGGGGCGGACUGGUGCCAGAGAGCUGCAGACAGGCUCAUGUUGGGGAGGAGUGGAACUGUUUCUUUGGAUAUAAAGUCUACCCCACGUUAAAAAGCCCCAUGUUCGUGGUGCAGUGGCUGUUUGACGAGGCCCAGCUGACGGUCGACAACAUCCACCUGACAGGACAGCCCGUCCACGAGGGUCAGUGGAGGUACAUACAGAACCUGGGGCAGGAGCUGAGGAGCACUCUCCAGGCCAUGUUUGCUCCGGCCUGUUUGUCUCAUGAGCUCAUUACCAGAACCUACUGGAUGGACAUUCAGGUGAAAGGCACCUCCCUGCCCAGAGCCCUCCACUGCUGGGACCGCAGCCUCCAAGACAACCUCCACAUCAACAGUAGCCACGGCAACCACAGCCACCACAAGCACAGGACCCCUCCCAUUAGGGGUUGCCCCGUACAUUUGAUUGACAGCUGCCCGUGGCCUCACUGUAACCCCUCCUGCCCGACCAUACGUGACCAGCUGACGGGACAGGAGAUGAGCGUGAUCCAGUUCCUGAAGCACAUGGGAUUUGACGUGCAGAAGAUGGCUCAGCAGCAGGGGAUGGACCCCAGGAAGCUGCUGGGCAUACUCAACAAUGGGAACUGAGUCACAUUUUAGUGUAAUGACAGCAAACCAUUCUGCAGAGAGAAGAAAAGAGCUGAGCGUAAAAGGAAGACAGCAGGAACAUGGAAACAAAACUCUGAAUGAGAAAACUGUCAGUUCUUACAAACAACAAACAAAACUAACUCAGCAUCUGAAAAACUGAAUGACUCUAAAACUCACGAGUGCCUGAUGAGUUUGAAAGCUGUAACUGAGUCAGACACAAUCAAACCACAGUGUUCGAGCUGUUUAAACACAACAUAUGGGAUCACAUUCUUUGUUUUUAACAUAUAGAGAGAUGUAUAGAUACUGUGUGCUAUUAUUGUGAGGUUUACACAAAUACAUUGAAAGCUGGGUUCAUUGUAUAUACACAAUGAAUAUAUACUGUGUAAUGUGUAUAUGCAGUUGAGACUGUCAUGGUCAUGGUAGUAGUCUGAGAUAGUCUGUAGAGUUGUGCUGGGAAAGCACAGGACUGAAAACACCUCCCUGUUUGUGGGGAUUUGGUGCUCUCUUCUGUCAACUCGAAAAAUCACAUUCAGAAAUCCAUCUAUGGUGCUGCUGUUUCUACCCUCCACCAAAUAUGCUGCUUUUUCUCAUCUUGGAAAAAUAAUUUAAUGGGUAAUAUUUACUAAUAAAAGGUACAAAGAUUAAGAUUAUUGCUCUAUUAUUGCUCUUCAGGCUAAUUAAAUGUAUAUAUAUUUUUCUAAUCAAAGUAUCUUUUAAAUGUCGCAUAGUCACCUACAGUUAGUUUAACAGUGUCCCCUUACAUUUUACUUUUUUAUUUGCAUGUUUGUUAAAAAAAAAAAAAUGUCCUGUAUG
This is a messenger RNA of Lates calcarifer (barramundi perch), 3874 nucleotides long. RefSeq names its product notum, palmitoleoyl-protein carboxylesterase b (gene notum1b). Bases 1496 to 3061 code for a protein of 521 amino acids. The record is from RefSeq and is a predicted model, not a curated record. NCBI's taxonomy places the organism in Eukaryota, Metazoa, Chordata, Actinopteri, Centropomidae. Gene Ontology annotation, molecular function: hydrolase activity. The transcript is spliced from 11 exons.